AUGAAUAAACAUUUACAUGAACAUCCACUUAUUCCAAUGGCCAAUGGGCAGUUUCGUUCAUCAAAUCAAAUUUGGAAAGAAGCUGUAAAAGAAAUUUAUGAUUUUUGUCAGCAGCAUUUAUUAUCAUGGCUUUGGGUUUAUCUGUGGAAUGAGUGGUAUAGUGCAGACCGGUGGUUUCUAUGGUUUCGGGCAGGAUGUAGUAAUAAACUUUCAAUUAUGAAAACUAAUAUGUUUGUGGAAGCUCACUGGAAAGUACUAAAGCGUGAUUUUCUAUACAAAUUUUUUCGUCCGCGCCUGGAUUUAGUUGUCUUUAUUAUCAUGAAGCAAGUGGUUCCACAAAAUGAAAGAAAAUUUAAUCAUAUUUUUGUUGUAAAACGAGAAAAAGUUGAUCGGCGAAAGGCAUUUAAAAGGGAAUGGAAGGAGCUUUCAUCACGAGUUCUUAAUAAUAACUUAUAUUUAACUGACAUCAAUAAUUGUUUUUGUGGAUGUCCAUCUUUUCUUACUAGCCGUUUUUUAAUUUGUAAACAUCUUAUACAACAA
Messenger RNA from Rhizophagus irregularis DAOM 181602=DAOM 197198, 540 nucleotides. NCBI's taxonomy places the organism in Eukaryota, Fungi, Glomeromycota, Glomeromycetes, Glomerales, Glomeraceae. The record is from RefSeq and is a predicted model, not a curated record.